AUGGCCUGGGGCAUACUUGAACCAAAGCACAUGGAAUACGUGCCGGGCACGGUCAAUGUCUACGAGGAAGCGCAGAGGAAUGCUGAACUGCUCGAGUCGGGACGGCACCUCAAGAGGACAGAAGAUGGAAAGAAAGUCUUGAUUCCACAGCCUACAGGCGACCCAAAUGAUCCUCUGAACUGGCCACUCUGGCAGCGCGACGCCAUCUUGGGCAUCCUUUGCUUCGUGUCUGUGAUCGCAACAGUCGCCUCGCCUCUGCUUGCCGCCAACUCGACGACUCUGGCGAUCCUGUUUCAAGUGACCUUCCAGGAUGCAGCACUCUUGACCGCAUACCACCUCGCAGGAGUCUGUGUCGGAGGCGUGAUCUGCGUACCAUCGGCGCGGAUAUGGGGCAAGCGUCACCUCUUCCUCCUCGGUUCGCUGCUCAUGGUCGCUUCAUCGGCCUGGGGCGGCUCUACGCACAAGGACUACAACUACGCCUCAUUGCUCUGGGCCCGAGUCUUCCAGGGUGUAGCGCUUGCUCCUUUCGAAGCCCUGGUCAACGCCUGCGUGGGCGACUUGUACUAUGUUCACGAGAGAGGUGUCAGGAUGGCAGUCACAAACACCUGCCUCUUCGGCGGCGCCUUCCUGACACCAGUCUUUGUAGGCAUGAUCUCAUACAACCGCCAUCUCGGCUGGCAGUGGACCUUCUACCUCAUGGCGAUCUUCAUGGCGGCAGGCUUCUUCCUGCUUCUCUUCUUCGUCCCGGAGACAGCAUAUCGCCGACCUGGACAUCUCGACCUGGACUUGAUGUCCGAGAACUCUUCCGGCAUAGUCUCUCCCAGCAAGCGAUCUAGCCAAGAGAGCGAAGCAGAGAAACGCAUCCACCAGAUGACUAUCACCGAGCCCACGCAGCGACCCCGCGCAUCCCUGGUACAACGCAUGCUUCCCUUCAACGGACGGAAAACCGACGAGAAGUUCUUCCUCCUCUUCUUCCGUCCCUUCCCACUCUUCCUUCACCCUGCCAUCGCCUGGGCCUGCCUCAUCCAAGGCGUCAUCAUUGGCUGGACAGUCAUGGUCGGCGUUAUCCUCAGUCUUGUCUUCCUCGGUCCACCACUCUUCUUCAGCGAGCGCGAGGCUGGAUACUUGUACACCGCCGCCUUCAUCGGCAGCAUCCUCGGCCUCAUCCUCGCUGGCGCCUACAGCGAGCUCGUCACGAAUUUCAUGAUCCGCAUCAACAAGGGCGUCUACGAGCCCGAAUUUCGCAUCUUUCUUGUCAUCCCCACCCUUAUCUUCUCCGCCAUCGGCCUCUACGGCUUCGGCAUCACGGCUGCGAACGUCAAGCGCUAUGGCUGGCUUGUCCCGGAUGUCUUUCUAGCAUUCAUCAUCAUGAGUAUGGUUAUGGGUGCUAUCGCGUCGGCACAGUACCUUGUGGAUGCGCACAGGGACAUCGCGGUCGAGGCGUUCACGAAUCUGAUCAUAUUCAAGAACAUUUUCAGCUUUGUGCUGGCGUAUUUUGCCUACAGCUGGGUGUUCAAGAGUGGGAUCAAUGAAAUUUUCAUUGCGUUCGGGAGCAUUGAAGUUGCGAUAUGUUUGUUAAGUGUGCCGAUGUAUGUGUUUGGGAAGCGGAACAGGGCAUAUUUCCAUAAGCAUGACAUAGUGAAGAUGGCAAGGUUGAAGUGA
Molecule: messenger RNA, 1662 nt
Organism: Cyphellophora attinorum
Lineage: Eukaryota; Fungi; Ascomycota; Eurotiomycetes; Chaetothyriales; Cyphellophoraceae
Product: putative MFS-type transporter
Exons: 2
Coding region: 1-1662 (553 amino acids)
Biological process (GO): transmembrane transport
Molecular function (GO): transmembrane transporter activity
Source: RefSeq, a predicted model, not a curated record